AUGGCCCAACGAAAAAGAACUAUUUCGAGCCGAGAAGCAUUAGUUCAAGCAAAUUUAGAUGCACAUGAUGCUUUUCUUCAUGGUCGUAUUAAUCCUGAACAAAUUACAAAAGAGUGGUGUUUAAAUACAUUGACAUUAUUAGAAUCUGGAGAAAAUUUAAAAAGAACACUCAGAAAUGUCGAAAUUCAAGAUUCACAAGGAAGACGAUAUAUAACUUCAACAAUUUCAAAGCCCACAUUUUACAAAGCUCUCAAAUUUCAGAAUCUUGUAACAAAAUUCAAACCAGGAAGAAAAACAAAAGAAUUACAUCUUCUUAUAAUUGAAAGUAUUGACAAUAUGAAGAAGAUUACGGAAAAAUUACCAGGAAUUAAUUCAAUUAUCAGUAAAAUGAGAUAA
Trichomonas vaginalis G3 is the source of this 396-nucleotide messenger RNA. RefSeq lists its product as uncharacterized. NCBI's taxonomy places the organism in Eukaryota, Parabasalia, Trichomonadida, Trichomonadidae. The record is from RefSeq and is a predicted model, not a curated record. The transcript has a single exon. The coding region runs from base 1 to 396 and encodes 131 amino acids.